UCAAAAACUUCAAGUUUUUUGGAUCUUUUCGCUUUAAAUAAAAAUAUUUGUUGAUAAAAAGUUGUAAUUCUGGAAUCUGGAAGGGUUGGUUGAGGACAUUUCAAAUUUGAAAACUUUUCUGUGUGAAGCUACUCUCUGCCCAUCAGGCUCAAAGUCUACCAAACGUUGGAUUCUGCUGUAUUCGUGACUUUUUAGGAAAAUAUUAUUGAAAUUGCUUUCUUUUUUAGAAAAAUUGGGCAAAAUCCGUGUUCUUUUGAAAGUAUCAUUGAACAUUUCCAGUCUGUUCACUUGACGAAUCUUUUGGUUUUCUCGUGGAAAAAAUGAGACAGAAACGCGCAAAGACUUACAGAAAGUUGAUGCACACGUAUCAACUUGUUUUUGGUUUUCGAGAACCAUAUCAAGUUCUAGUUGAUGCUGAUUUUAUCUCAGAUUUAACGAAAUCAAAGAUGGAUAUUAGGGCUGCUAUUUCUAGAACCGUGCAAGGAGAUAUAAAACCAAUGGUUACUCAAUGCUGUAUACGACAACUGUACAGUCGGUCCCAGGAAGCAAAACAAGAAAUUCAAAUCGCUAAAUCGUUCGAAAGAAGACGUUGUGGCCAUAUUGAUGAAGCAAAGUCUCCUUUAGAAUGUAUGCAGAGCUGUAUCGAUGUUAACGGAAGAAAUAAACACCGAUAUGUUGUUGCAACACAGAAUACUGAACUUCGUGAUUUACUUCGCUCUGUACCCGGAGUACCACUUAUUUAUAUGAAGCGCUCUGUAGUAGUUCUAGAGCCUGCUUCCAGAGCUACAAUCUUGGAAAAGCACGCCAAGGAAUCUUCCCAAAUGGGUUUAUCAAAGGAAGAAAAGUUAAUAUUAUCUGGCAAGAGACCACAUAGUGGGUCUGAAAGGGAAGAAACGGAAGAAACGGGCAAAGAAGAUGAUAACGAAGCUUCUGAAAACGUUGAGGAGCAACCAAAGAAGAAAAAGCGUAAAGGCCCUAAGGGUCCUAAUCCUUUGAGUGUAAGAAAGAAAAAGAAGUCAGCAUCACAAUCUGCUCCAUCUGAAGGUCCCCUUCCAGUAAAUAUCAUUGGAGACGUGGGUCAACGCAGAAAACAUCGUCGGAAGAGAGAUUAAGGAACUUAGCAAUAAAAAAUUUAGAAUCGGGUCAUGCAUAUAUCCUUUUGUUUAGUACGUUAUAAGGUAAUUUGGUAUUGUAUUAAAGAAGC
This is a messenger RNA of Schizosaccharomyces cryophilus OY26, 1204 nucleotides long. Its product is annotated as rRNA processing protein. Gene Ontology annotation, molecular function: small ribosomal subunit rRNA binding. The record is from RefSeq and is a predicted model, not a curated record. The transcript has 3 exons. Gene Ontology annotation, cellular component: nucleolus; small-subunit processome. Bases 321 to 1112 code for a protein of 263 amino acids. NCBI's taxonomy places the organism in Eukaryota, Fungi, Ascomycota, Schizosaccharomycetes, Schizosaccharomycetales, Schizosaccharomycetaceae.